Messenger RNA from Cryptomeria japonica (Japanese cedar), 813 nucleotides. RefSeq names its product dehydration-responsive element-binding protein 2A. Gene Ontology annotation, molecular function: DNA-binding transcription factor activity; DNA binding. Gene Ontology annotation, biological process: regulation of DNA-templated transcription. Bases 1 to 813 code for a protein of 270 amino acids. Lineage: Eukaryota; Viridiplantae; Streptophyta; Pinopsida; Cupressales; Cupressaceae. The record is from RefSeq and is a predicted model, not a curated record. The transcript has a single exon.
AUGGGUUUGAGUCCCAAGAAAGAAGAAGCAGUGAAGAAAAGGAGGGGUCGAAGAGGAUCGAAGAAGGGAUGCAUGAAAGGCAAAGGAGGGCCAGAGAAUGCCCUCUGCAAUUACAGAGGCGUCAGACAGAGGACAUGGGGGAAAUGGGUAUCAGAAAUAAGGGAGCCAAAGAAAGGAAGUCGCCUCUGGCUUGGCACCUUUGAUACUGCACAUGAAGCUGCUAUUGCAUAUGACCAUGCCGCCACAACAAUCUAUGGUUCCCAAGCUGUUCUUAACCUGCCUCCUGCUUCUCAUAUUCAACCCCAUGAUGAAAAAGAAAGAGAUGAUGAACACUACUUUACUCCACCAGCUGUAACCUCUCCUUCAAAUGACUCUGAUAUGGGUUUUGGUGAUGAAUUCAAGGAUUUGCCCCAUAUAGUUGCUUACCAAGAUCUCUCCUCCAUUAAGAACAUCUCCUGUAUUCAAAAGAUUCAUCAUGGUGUGAAUGACUCUGAAUUGCUGAAUUAUUCAGGUACAAGUUUUGUUGACAACUCAGACCUGGAAAAUAACAGAUUCAAUUCUCAUGAACAAUCUUCUUUGUUGGAGUAUUCAGAGCAGUUAAAGUUCAGUAGCAGUAGUGUGGAGUGGCCUUCGUGUCUUGACCUUCUUCCUUUGGAUGAUAACAGUUCAGACAUAAUGUUUCAAAUGCAGUCACCUCCAUCUGCAAGCUCUCAGAAUGAUAUCUUCAGUGCUUUAGAUCAACCAUUCAUGGAGGACACCUAUAAAUAUGCAAAUAAACAUACAAAUACAAACUCCAGGACCUUCCCAUCAUAA